AUGUUAUUUAUGGCAUUGUUUUCAAUUGUUGUUCUUACUAUCAUUCGAUUUCAUUUAUCAAAAGAAAAUAAAAAAUUUAAAAAAGAAUAUAUGGCUUUACUUAUUAAUUCUAAUAAAAUGAUUGAAAUGAUGAUUCCAAUAAAUGAACAAAGACAAAAAUCAAUUGAUCAAUAUACAACACAAAUUCAAACAGAAACAUUUCAUCCAUGUUUUGAAACAAAUCAGGAUUUUUAUGAAUCAAUUUUAUCUAUGAAUGAUAUUCAUCAUUUUCCAGUACGUGAAACAAUUUUUCAAUUGUGUCCUAAAUCGAUACCUCAGAUGGUUACAAACUUAAAUGAAGAAAAUCAUUCAGAUGAACAGGAAAUUAAAUUUAUUUAA
This is a messenger RNA of Rotaria sordida, 378 nucleotides long. NCBI's taxonomy places the organism in Eukaryota, Metazoa, Rotifera, Eurotatoria, Philodinida, Philodinidae. The record is from the annotation of a GenBank genome assembly.